Molecule: messenger RNA, 3925 nt
Organism: Paramuricea clavata
Lineage: Eukaryota; Metazoa; Cnidaria; Anthozoa; Malacalcyonacea; Plexauridae
Source: the annotation of a GenBank genome assembly
GUGAGUCAUGCUGUGGAAAUGGCAAUAAAUUUUUAUAACCCAAUCCUUGAGUUGUUUUGUUUUUCAUUUACCCAACCUUUUACUCACUCAAAAUUUUGUUUACCCAACCCUUUUCUCUUCGGUGCCACCCCCCGCCCCGCCAUACAUAAUGACCACUCCCUUAUCAAAGAGAAUGUGACGAAACCAAGGUCUAGAUUUGUACAUAAAAAUGUGAAUUACAUUUCAUUGAUGCUUUUUAGCUCCAGACGCGGAUACAAGUAAUCCUUUCUCUGAGUUCAUUAAUCAAGAACUGAGCAAAAGCGACAGACCUGAACUGACGAGUGCCGGUGUGGUUAUUUCUGGAGGUACGACAUCUGAACAUCCAUUUUUACCAUGAACAACACAUUUGAUUUUAAUCUCUUUUGUCCUUUCAGGACGUGGAAUGAAGAACGGUGAAAACUUUCAACUUCUUUAUGAUUUGGCUGAUAAAAUGGGAGCAGCAGGUAUAUAAUAUACAUCUCUGUUUGCAGUGGGUGGGUUUUUGUAUUUGGAAUUUUCGAAUGUAAAUUUCUGUGCACUUUUUUAGACUUGACCAGGGGCGCUUUCCAUUAACACGGCCAGACCGGUCAGAACGGUCAAAUUAUUGAAUGGAACAGAAAACGUUUGGGCUUCGGACCUAUCUGACCGGAAAAUUUAGAUAACAUUAGAAUGAGGUCUAUUUUCGCUAGAUAUUUGAGAAACAUCGACCAGAUCUUUCCAUUGAUACAGAGACAAAAAUUUGGGUCUGACCGGUCAGGCCAAUAAAUGGAAAGUGCCCCAGGAAUAUUAUUGCGGGCCCGCGGGCCUCUGGCAGGAAUCCAACCUGCGGGCCCGCGAUUCCCGUGGAGGGCGAGAGGGCCUGAAGUAGCCUGUGUACUACUGCUGCGUAGGCUUGGCCUAAAGUUGCAUUUUUUGCAACUGCUCCUCGUCAGGUCCAGGUGAACAGAAAUUUACGUUUGAAAAUUCCAUUUACCAAAACCCCCAUCCACUAUUUAUUUACAUCUGAAGAUUGCACUUCCUUUUUAACUAACCAUUGGGUCUGACACAGUCCAUUCGAUCUCACUCCAGACUCAAGACAGAAGUAACUGCAAUUGAAAAUACUUAUAUUCAUUGUUUUAGUUGGUGCUUCUCGGGCAGCAGUUGACGCUGGAUUUGUUCCUAAUGAUAUGCAGAUUGGACAAACUGGAAAAGUCGUAGCUCCAGUAAGUAUAUAUACGAACCAGUGAGCUCUCUAUAUAUGUAUAUCUGGAGCACGAAUUUCAGUUAUUCGGCCUUUAAGAAAAGGGAGCGAAGAUGUCGGCAUUGACGUCCAAUGUCUACAAAGGUUGUAAAUACCAUUUUUCCCAGUCUUCAAUCCCUAACUUGUACGCCCGAGUUUAUCAGUAGAAAUACUGGUUUCAUCUUUACUUUAUCUGAGGUAAAUUUCUAUGGUAUUAAUUUCUAUUGUAUCUUAGGAUUUGUAUAUUGCGGUUGGUAUUUCUGGUGCUAUUCAGCAUUUGGCUGGCAUGAAAGAUAGCAAGGUAUGGUAUGGUAUGGUAUGGUAUGGUAUGGUAUGGUAUGGUAUGGUAUGGUAUGGUAUGGUAUGGUAUGGAAUGGAUACAGUGUGCGGAUACGCGCAAGUAGCGAGUCAAACGAGUACUCGAAGCGCUCGCGAGCCUGCUGUAUGUUACUUGAGGACGGGACUGUACGGUAUAUAUCGAACCCUUUCCAAUUAGCUACUAUAUUAAUUACGAUUUAUUUAUUAUUUGUUGUUAAAUGUUUUGCAAAUUUUGCUCAUAUACUGUAGGUGAUCGUAGCGAUUAAUAAGGACGCAGAGGCUCCUAUCUUCCAAGGUAAAAUCUUUGUUUUACAUUAUUUUGUAUCAACCUUACUUUUCCUGGCAGUAAACUUGUCAUUUCUUUCAAAUAUCAAUUAUAAUAUGCCCUCCCUCAGGAAGUGGGAUGUGUGUUAAUUAACCUUUACUUACAGCUGAGAGCUAAGCUGAAUUACAAAGGACGCAGCUCAACCUGAUCGAGUCGAAGGCUUUCUAAGGGCUCCUCUGACAGCCACCUUAUGACUCAUGUCUGAUCACGGAGUACAGCUACGGUGGAAGGGUCAGUUAAGAGGAUAAUCCCAACCCACCCUGUCAACAUUCCCUGCGGGAGGAAACCCACGACUAUCGGUAGAGCGUUGACUGGCUCGUUUCACAUGAGUCCGUAGCGAUCAUUCUUUAUUUGACCAGCAUUACUACAGGAGGAAAUCGUACUCUGAGAAAAUCUGCACUGUUUGGUAACCCUCCCCUACGAUUGUGGCGAAGUUAAUCAGACCAGUAUCUAUACCGUAAUGAUUUCUUUUUUAUUUUUACAUUUUAUAGUGUCCGACUAUGGACUUGUUGCCGAUUUGUUUAAAGUAAGUUUGCGAUAGCACUGUUUCAUUCUGAAUUUCAGACUGAAGUGUGUUGUACGUGGACGGGUAGCUUGUCUUCCCAAGCGGGAUUAGAAUUCACUCCUGUCAACAUUCUGAUCUGCCGAUUCGCAGUUGUCGAGGAGAAUGGGUCCGAGUUUUAAAGUACACAUGAGGAUUUGGGCCAAUCUCGUUCCCCGAGCCUGCGAUCCUCGGGAAGGAACGCGAGGCUCUGGGAUAAUCCGUUUCAGGAAGGAAUCUGAUUGGCCGUUGAUAUGGAAUGCGCAGUUCAAUCUUAGCCAGGAUUCCUGGCUUCCGGCAACGGAUUAUCCCAGAGCCUCGCGUUCCUUCCUGAGGAUCGCAGGCUCGGGGAACGAGAUUGGAUUUGGGCAUACCUCAUGUAUAGCCAGGGUUUGUGGCUACAAAGUACGAUUGUUUUCGCCAAACUUUAUAACAAUCGUGGAUUUUCGCGUGGACAAAAUACGUAUAAAAACGUCAAUGCAAACUAAGGUCUAACGUCUGAACUAAAUAGCUAUUUGCGUACUCAAACCCAUUUUUUAAUAACUUCUGAGUAAUUCUAUUCUCUCCACGCAUUGUCUCAUCUCAAAAUUUCUCUUCUCUUAUAGGCUGUUCCCGAAUUAACCGAAAAAUUAUGAAAAUAAAUUAAUCAUAAACUUAUAAUAAGAAGCUACACGGGUGAUAUUUUAACAACGAACUACAAUAUAAAACACGGUCUAAUAUUUGAUUGUAAAUAUAAAACCUCAUAUAAUUUUAUCUCAAGAGUUAUGAGUUUACAUCAAUAUACACGAGGCCAUUUUGCUUGUAUGCUUCCGUCUGUCUGUCGUUUUUGAGUAAAAAAAAAUAAUUAAUAUACUCGUGUUUGUCUUUGAGAAAUUGCAGUCUUAUUAAUAUUGUAUGUCUACCGGCAGUUUUAUAUUUGACAGGCUAUUAAAUAUUGUCUGAGUUUAAAAACAGCAUACUGUUUAAGUGUAAUUUGUCGAGUGACAAUAUAACCAAGGGCAUGAAUUAAUAUUUUAUCUGCGUCGACAUUUUAGCAGUGAAAUAAUGCCACUUUUCCGAUCAAUUUAUCAACCUUCGACAGUGUUUUUGAACUCAAUUUUCAAAUUGUGCAAAAAUGAAAAAAAAAUACAAAAUGAAUAAAAAAGUGUAUGAGAUUAGAACAGCUGUAUUGGCUAAUACAUGGCUAAACAUAUACGUGCUAGAUUAUGAGAUCCUGAGAUUUACGACAUUCAGCCUGGUUUAAACUGGAGAUUUUUCGUGAAACGCUGUCUAAGUCAGUCCCUCAAACAUUUCUUACAAAUCCUUUAAAACUUAGAAUUUAGCUAUGCAAAAUUCCUACUGUGAUCACAGAAACUUUGAUAGUCUAAACCAGAAUUAAAACAGCCUUUAUUAAUAAUUGUCUAAAUGUAUUUGUGUAUUGCUGUCUUCUACAAAAUCCUAUAAUAAAGUUUGUAUAGUUCAUGGACUGAAGUAGCUAUCACUGUCGUCGAAGCUCAGUUAAUGC